CUGCCUCCAGCGCCCGUCGCUCCGUGGACGUUGCUAGAACGUGAAGGCAUCGGCGGCGGCUGCGGAGGCUGCGGCCGGCCCCGAGACACCCCGGCGAGGGGGUGGGAAGGACCAGGCGCCGAGGCUCGCGGCCCGCUCCGUCCCCGCUCGCAACCGGACAGGGUCUGGGCAGCAGCGGAGCAAGGCAGCAUGACCCAGGGAAAGCUCUCCGUGAACAACAAACCUCCCAACCCCGAGGGGCAAGGGGAGAAGAAGGACACGGCUGCCGCGCCGCCGGCCCCUCCGACCUAUGAGGAGGCGACGGCGGGAGAGGGGAUGAAGUCGGGCGCUUACCCUCCUCCCCCGUCGGUGCCGCUCCAUCCCAGCUGGGCGUAUGUGGACCCCAGUACGAGCCCCAGCUAUGGCAGUGGUGGGUACCCCGGCGACACGGAGAUGCUCACAACCUUCAGCUGGGAUGACAGGAACGUGCGCAGGGUGUUCAUCAGGAAGGUUUAUGCCAUCCUGAUGGUCCAGCUUUUGGUCACAGUCGUUAUUGUGGCUUUCUUCACCUUCUGUGAGCCGGUCAAAGGGUACAUCCAGAUGAACCCUGCCUGGUACUGGGCGUCCUAUGCUGUUUUCUUUGUGACCUACUUGAUUCUGGCUUGCUGCUCUGGACCCAGGAGAUAUUUCCCGUGGAAUCUGAUCUUGCUGAGCAUCUUUACUCUCUCCAUGGCUUAUCUCACCGGGAUGCUCUCCAGCUAUUACAAUACCAAGUCGGUCCUCCUGUGUCUGGGGAUCACGGCCCUGGUGUGUCUUUCUGUCACCAUCUUCAGCUUCCAAACGAAGUUCGACUUCACCUCCUACCAGGGCGUCCUCUUCGUGAUGCUCAUGGUGCUCUUCUUCGGCGGCAUCAUUCUGGCUGUGAUACUGCCCUACCAAUACGUCCCUUGGCUCCAUGCGAUCUAUGCCCUGCUGGGUGCCAUUAUCUUUACUAUGUUCCUGGCAUUUGAUACCCAGAUGCUGAUGGGGAAUCGUCGGUACUCACUGAGCCCAGAGGAAUACAUCUUUGGAGCCCUCAAUAUCUAUCUGGACAUAAUCUACAUUUUCUCCUUCUUCCUCCAGUUCUUUGGCUCCAGCCAGGAGUGAGUGCAGCAAGGCAGUGUCUUCUCUUUGCUAUCAAGACGCAUGUUUAAAAAAAGAUUAAAAGGAAAAGAGGAAAAAAAAUAACCACCCUUUUUGGCCCACUAGCAGGCUCCAUUCCAUCAGCUGAGUAAAGCCCCUGGGUUCCUUAUGCAGCUUGUAUAUAUGCUGUUAAGCGUUUGUGACCCAGAAAGCAAAGCAGGGCUUAAGUGUUGUCUCUCCUGCUCCCUCUACUUCUGCUGAGAUCAAACCAAACCAGAGACUGGGAGGCAUCAGGCCAAGUUCUUCUUUUCCCCAAAGGCUGCCAGAGUUGCCCAUCUGGGUCCUGUACAUUGCAGGAGGCUGAAAUGCUGUGACCUGCUCUGAAAAGGGAAAAUAUUGAAGGAAGGAGAGGCAGGGAAUUUUGUUAGGAUCCCGGCAGGAAAACCAGCUGAACAAAAGGGAAAGGCUAGGGAAAUUCUUGUAUCUCCCCUGCUCUUUACCUGCAUUUUUUCACAGAGCCUCAUGGCCUCUGCAGAGAGAUGCUCUAGAUAGUGCCUGCUUUUGGAAAGGCUGAGCAUGGGAUCACAUAGUCUGGAUGUCCUUCUAGCAACCAGUCCUCCGGGCACAAAGGAACCUGUUGUUCAGGACAUGCAGCCUCUUUGAGGACAUCCCUAAUGCAGGAAGAAUUAGUCUGGCUGUGGGGCUGAGAUUGUGCUCGCUCUCCUCCCAGCCUGGGGUAGCAGGAUUGCUGGCGUCCCCCUGCCCCAGGGGACACAUGUCAGUGCUCUCUAAAGUGUUGGUCUUCACCCAGGAAGGCUGUGAUCCAAUGUGAGGAUUACUGACAGGUAAUGGCAAAGAAUGGAUGAAAGACUGAGUUGCAGAGUCUGCAAAGUCAGGAACCUCCUCUUGUGGAAAAUGGGGAUGACAUCCACUGAUCCAUCAUAAGGAUCUUGAUGUCUUCAUGCUAGUGUCUUGAUUGCUAGAGAUUAAUGGUCCUAAGCAGUGCAGAGACUAAGGCCAAGGUGAAUGCCCAUUGCUCGGAAAAGUGGGCACUUCUGUCGCCAGCACCAGCAUUGCCUCUUCCUUUUGCUCUGGUUGUUUUCCAGCUCUGCUCCCCUAAACAGGGAUGUCAGCGAGGGCAUGGGAUGCCUCUGAGUGCACAGGUAACUUUCCAUCUUCCCCUGCUCACAUUCCCCUGUUUGGGGAUCAGCUGGCUAAUUUCUAACUGUAAAGCUCCAGGUGGAGAUAAGAGGCCUUUUGCUCUUAUUUAGAAAGUGAUCCUUCCCACUGAUAGAAACCCGUAUCUUCAAUCUCCCUGGGAACGCCAAGGUAAGUGCGUCACUGCACUGCCUCUAGCAAUCCCUGCGUGUUAGAGAGAGGCUAUGCCAAAAUGCUCCAUACUGCACAUUCCUCCUCUGCUGCUGCCCUGGCUUUUACCCCUCACAUGUUGUAUCCUCCUGCCACAAGUGUUCAAUGCCCUGAGCUGGGCAGAGGAAGAGGAAAGUUACUGUGCAAAGAGUGAAAAUGCUUUUGCUAGCUAAGCUCCCUCCUGGGCCUUUCUUGCCUUUGGACCCUGAGUGGCUGCACUGACCUUUGCAGUGACAGCAGCAACAGAACUGGUGCCUCCCAGCUCCAAAAAACCCCCACUUUCUGGGAUAAAAGACUAUUAGGUGAUGGCAGCAUUAAGUCCAUGACCCACUGCCUUGAACUGUUGAGCAGCCAGAACUGGGAGAGGCAACAGCAUGGGAGACACCUCAGAAGUUUAUGAAAUGGGAGUGUAGAAAGGGAAUUUCCUGGCUCAAGCAUUGCUCAUGUCAGACCCACGCGGGUGCUGCUGAAAGAUUUUAGCAGACUGGAUGCACAGCCUCUGCUCCAGUAAGAGGCUGUGUUGCUCAAAGCAAAAGGCCUGUAGGUAUUUCUGCUUUCCAGCUUUUGAGGGAGGAGUAUGGUUGGAGUUAGGUGAAAAGUUCUCAUACUCUGAAAGAGCUCUAAAAAUUGUCCUCUGGAAGGCACUUCAGACCUGAGCUCUGCAGCUACCCCCUCUCUCUGCACUGGCACUCCUCCCAACUGGUUCUGGACCUGGGGAGGAGAACACUGGUCUGCAGCCCACUCUGGUUCUCUUGUUCUUUUUCCUUCUGGUGUGGAGUGACUUGUCUUCUGCUACUGUUGCCUGAGCUGUUGUUACCUCCUGGCUUUCUGCUCCCAAGUAGGAAACGUCUGCAUGGCACCUGCAGCGCCUUUUCCAGGCCACCCAAGCAGAGAUGGCUUGCUGUCCUCCCGUGUCCCUUGACAGAACCAUGGGGCUCCCUUCUUGCAUGUCUCCUGGGUCCUGUUCUGCACUGAACCCUUUGCCCUUCCCUGUCACCCAUCCAAGCCAGGUCCCGGCCUUUCCCUACCGAAAGCACUCAUAUUGAAGCAGUGAGUAAUGUGUAAACACUCAGAGGUGGAAGUCCCCACUGGGCUGAAUAACGCAGAUUUAGGCAAGUUCUUCCUGGGUUCUCUGACCCACUGAGCACGGGAGGUGCAGGGCUGUUUCUCUUCCUCUGCAUAGAUGUCCUUUAUCUGAGGUUUGCGUCAUCCAGGCCCUGGCUCUGUAUCCCCUUGCUCCUUUUGUCCAGCUGUUCUUAUGAUUUCAUUGUAAAUAGGAUUUUGUAUUUUCUCUGAACAUUGCUAAUAAAUUGUUGCAAAACUGUU
Molecule: messenger RNA, 3795 nt
Organism: Dromaius novaehollandiae (emu)
Lineage: Eukaryota; Metazoa; Chordata; Aves; Casuariiformes; Dromaiidae
Gene: FAIM2
Product: Fas apoptotic inhibitory molecule 2
Exons: 12
Coding region: 190-1125 (311 amino acids)
Biological process (GO): negative regulation of apoptotic signaling pathway
Cellular component (GO): endoplasmic reticulum; Golgi apparatus
Source: RefSeq, a predicted model, not a curated record